UGCACUCACUAAGGAGACCAAAGGAUGGUGUCCUCUCCUAGAACAGAGUAUCCUACUACUCUUCAUUAUCGUGAACGAUCUCAUCGCAUUUAACAUAAUGCAUCGGGCGAUCCAUGAUAUGGUACGAGGGAUACCAGGGAGCGAGGGUCGGCGCCUCGUUGUGAGCACAACUUUACAUUUCCUGGUACUUACUGUAUCCUGAUGAUGUAGUGUUAGUAGGAAAUAGUGAAAGCUACUUAGAACAAAAACAAAAAUUCAUUUUAUGAUAUAAUAUAUUGAAGUACUAAACAACUAAAAAAUCACUUAAAAAUUAAACACUAAACCAAUUAAACUAAAAAUCAAAUAAAGUCUAUCACACAAACAACUUGGUUUCACAAAUAAAAAUAACAAUAUUUAUUAAUAUAACAUAAACAUUUUCACAUAACCAAACUAAACGGCAAGUAAUUUUUGUUUAGAAAAGUUUAAAAUUACGUUUACGCGUGCGUUUACCUAAAAGAAAUUACAUACGAAGGUAGGCAACCCCUUGGAUAUCAUUGAUACAGCAUACCGAUUUUACACACAAGAUUACAGCCUGUAAUUCGAGUUUACCGUACGUAAUCAGUUUACGUAAAUGAUACAGCAUAGCCCCCAUUGUCUCAAGUCACAGUUUUUUUGCUAUUCGAAUUGUUGUAUAAACCUAUAUACUGUGCUCAAGUACGAUUGCGCGAAGCCGUGGUGGAAUUUACGAGACCAGCUCGGUCUGUAGAUGUAGAUCCAAGUUUAUCUCUUCUCUAAAAUUAAUAAUAAUAAUAUAGUAUAUAGUAUACAGAUUCUGUAUUACAGAAGCUCCAAACAAAAAAAUGAUUCCUAUUUUUAUUGCUUAUUAGCUAUGGAAGUUAAAACGGAAAUUAAGGAAGAGUUUAGAAAAUAUGAGCAAAAAUAUGAGGAGAACCAACUAUCCACAGCAGUAGACCUUGGAGAAUGUAAGGAUGAACCAGGCGAUAGUUCAGCUAUGAAAGUUAAAAUGGAAAUUAAAGAGGAGUUUAGAGAGUGUGAGCAAACAUAUGAGGAGAACCAAUUAUUCACAGCAAUAGACCUUAGAGAAUGUAAGGAUGAACAAGGGAAUAGUUCAGGUUUUCUUCAGAGUGUGGUCAAACCGGAAUCUGGAAAAUCUUUGGCGACUUUCAUCCGAGAAAAUUCGUACAAGUGUGAAACAUGUCUAAAGGAAUUUACAUUAUCGAGUUAUUUAAGAAAACAUUUAAGGAUCCACACUGGAGAAAAGCGUUACAAGUGUGAACUUUGUUUUAAGCAAUUUAGUGCAGUUGGAAGUUUAAAAAGGCAUAUGCUAAUACACACUGGAGAGAAGCCUUACAAGUGUGAAAUUUGUUCUAAGCAAUUUAGUCAAGAUGGAGAUUUGAAAAGGCAUGUAACGAUACACACUGGAGAAAAACCUUACAAGUGUGAAAUUUGUUCCAAGCAAUUUAGUCAAGAUAGAAGUUUGAAAAACCAUUUAAGAAUACAUACUGGAGACACACCGUUCAAGUGUGAAAUUUGUUGUAAGCAAUUUAUUCAAAGUGGACACUUAAAAAAACAUUUAAUGAUACACACUGGAGAAAAGCCGUAUAAGUGUGACAUUUGUCUUAAACAGUUUACUUAUGCAGCUAAUUUGAAAGACCAUUUGAGAAUUCACACUGGUGAAGUAUGUUUCCAGUGUGAAAUUUGUUUUAAGCCGUUUACUGCAACAAGUGAUUUGAAAAAACAUUUGAGAGUGCACACUGGAGAAAAGCCUUACAAGUGUGAAAUUUGUUCUAAGGAAUUUAGUCGAAGUGAACAUUUAAAAAUGCAUCUAAGGGUACACACUGGAGAAAAACCUUACAAGUGUGAAAUUUGUUCUAAGCAAUUUAGUCGAAAUGAAUGCUUGAAAAAUCAUGUAAGGAUCCACACUGGAGAAAAGCCUUACCAGUGUAAAAUUUGUUUUAAGAAAUUUAGUGACGGUGGAAAUUUGAAAAGCCAUUUGAUAAUACACACUGGAGAAAAGCUGUAUAAGUGUGAAAUUUGUUUUAAACAGUUUGGUCAUGCAACUAAUUUGAAACAACAUUUGAGAAUUCACACUGGGGAAAAGCCUUACAAGUGUGAAAUUUGUUUUAAGCAGUUUAGACAAGCAGCUAAUUUAAAUGUACAUAUGAGGAAACACACCGAAGUCUUACAAUUGUGAAGUUUAUUUUAACCUUUAACUACACGCGCAUUAGGGUGGUCCAAAAAACUAAAGUUUUUUUAAGAGACCUAGGGACCCUCCCAUUUUAUUAUAUCUAAUAAAAGAAUAAUCUGUGCCAAAUCUUAACAUUCUAGAACAGGGGUUCCCAAACUGGGGGGCGCGCCCCCCCCCCUGGUGGGCGUGAGGACAUAUCAGGGGGCGAGAGACAAGUUAAAAAUUAAAUUAAAUUUAGUUAUUUUUCUAAAAUUCAAAAUUAACCGCUUGUUAAACUGUGUCUAGUAACGCAGAGUAAGCAAAAGUUAUCUCAAAUACCUCUUUUUGACAACACUGUGAUUGAUUUUGACAACAGUAAUAAUAUGACCGAAGGCAUACAAAACCAGGUAGUUGACGCAGUAAAAUAAUCGCCAUUUUUUGCUAUUCAGCUAGACGAGAGUACUGACAUAGAACAAUGUUAUCAGUUAAUUGUUUAUGUUCGGUAUAAUCAAAACGAAAGAAUGAAAGACAAGCUACUCUUUUCUACAGAGUUGGAGACUGGAGUCCACGACAAAAGCUAUUAAUGUUAUGAAAGCAGUGUGAGAGCUUUUUGACGAACAUGAACUCUCUUGGCAAAAACUGAUCAGUUUAUGUACAGAUGGCGCACCUUCAGUGCUUGGUUUUCGCUCAGGCUAUUUGCAAUUAGUAAUAGAGAAAAAUGCUGAUGUGAUUGGGAUACAUUGUUUUAUACAUCGACAAGCCUUGUCAGCAAAAACCCUUCCAAAUGAACUUAUGGCUGUCUUAAAGUUGUGUAUUAAAAUAGUAAAGUACAUAAAAAACAGUGCGUUGAAUACUCGACUGUUUAAAACUCUUUGUGUAGAUUUAGAAAGUGAGCACAAAACUGUGUAAAGUUCUGUGUAAAGCAUACUUUAUACAGAAGUACGAUGGCUCUCAAAAGGAAAUAUGUUGGCAAGAUUAUUUGACCUUUGAGAUGAAGUAAUCACCUUGGAACAUCAAAAGCAAAUGGCUAAUGACCUAAACAUGGCCUUCAAAAAACAUUGUACCCAAGUAAUAUUGGCCAAUUUGUCAGACAUCUUUGACUCGUUGAACAGCCUUAACGGAAAACUGCAGGGUGGAGACUCAAAUAUAGUAGUUACUCAUUGUGAUGGAGGCUUAGUAACUCAACUUUGGAGGGUAAAAUAUCAGAAGAAACACGCUUCAAGGACAUUUAUGAAGGAUCAAGUUUGAAUAUCCAAAUAUCAAACCAUUUGGAGAGCCUAAUUGAAGGGUUCCAGAAAUACUUCCCAAACAGUUGUGACAAUUUUAUUUACUGAAUGUCAACUGAUCCAUUCUAUGUCAACAUAGACUCCCUGCCUGAAUCAGUUCAAGAAGAUGCUUUGCAAAUAAAUCCAAAUGAUUUUUUGCACGAUUCCUCUGCUAAAUACUUUGUUAUAAUUGACAAACCUUCAUUUUUAUUAAAAUAUUUCAAAGUGUAUCUUAGUGUAUCACGUGAAGCUCUUCAUUUAUAUUUGCCUUUUUCAAGUAACUAUUUGUGCGAUUUUCAAAACUUGUGGCAAUUAAAACAAAGUAUCGGAAUAAACUUGAUGUUGCUAGUGACUUGUGCUGUGCACUUACUAAAAAUUAAGCCACGAAUAGGCAUACUAAUAAAUAAAAUACAAGCACAUCCAUCUCACUUAUCAACCUAAUCUAUUUUUGGAGGUGUAACCAGAGAAGGUUCCCAUUGUUUUCAGUCUGGUGGGAUGUAGAGUAACAUUAUGUUAUUUUAUAUGCCAUUAGAGUGAAAACUUAGUCUUUUGCUAGCAGUUGCCGCUAGGGCAUUUAUGCCAUUUCGUUCGUUGCAAUCCAGGACUGCACGCCGGGGUUUGUUUUGGUUGGAUCAGAGAGAGCAGCAUAUGUGCCUCCUGAUGAGAGACUAAUAAGUUUCGAAACCGGUAGAGGCGCUUGCUGCGCUCUCUGAUUGGACUGGAAUAUGUUCGGGCUGUAUUUUCAUUUUGCAACGAAAUUGAAAAUGGUUAUUCAUUUUUGAUUUGUAUGUUUACUCUGAUUGGAGUACGAAGGGAACCAUUCUCGUUGGAACUUUACCGCGCUGAGCAGAUGGGACGUGAAUUAUAAAUUGUAAAAUUCCCUCAUCUUCCUUAGUCUCAGCAUUCGCAUGGCUUGCAAAUUGUAGACCACAAUUAAACCGGAGGUGUAACCAGAGAAGGUUCCCAGUGUUUUCAGUCUGGUGGGAUGUAGAGUAACAUUAUGUUAUUUUAUAUGCCAUUAGAGUGAAAACUUAGUCUUUUAAUCUAUUUUUCUUUUAUUAAUAAUUUUUGUAUUUUACGGAAACUGAUAUGGUUGUAUCUUAUGGCAGAAUAAAUAAAUAUUUUGUGUUCAAGCUAAUACUUAUUUGUUUUUGUUUUGUUCCUAUUAAGGCGCAUACAAUUUAUUCUAAAGGGGGGGGGCGCGAGAAGCUUUCAUUUUAACAAAAGGGGGCGUGGUACAAAAAAGUUUGGGACCCCUGCUCUAGAACAUAUGGAAGGCAGUGCUCAACAACAUUUAAUUCAUAAUAAUCAACAUUAUGCAAAGCUUUUUAAACAAACACCCAAGUGAAUGGGAACAAGACUCGUCAAAGAGGCAAAAAAUACAGUAAAUAAAAUCAAAGUGGUCAAUGACAUCGCAGAAAGAGGUGUAAAACUAUUUCAAGAUUUUAACAAACUCAACAAAUGAUGAGGACGAAAAACAGCUGUUACUGCAGAUUGUAGAGGCUAAUCAAAAACAAGUCCUGAUUGAGCCAACAAAGAAGGCCGUUAUAGAAAGCCUACAGAAACCAUUCAUUUCCAAAAACAAAAUUUAAAGAGUUCAGUUUUAUUAUGGUCUUCACCAUAAAAUGUACUUAUUUUAACCAUAGGUUCUAAUGUAAAAUAAACAAAUAAAGUUUUUGUAUCCUAA
Molecule: messenger RNA, 5119 nt
Organism: Diabrotica virgifera virgifera (western corn rootworm)
Lineage: Eukaryota; Metazoa; Arthropoda; Insecta; Coleoptera; Chrysomelidae
Product: zinc finger protein 85-like
Exons: 3
Coding region: 869-2194 (441 amino acids)
Biological process (GO): regulation of transcription by RNA polymerase II
Molecular function (GO): DNA-binding transcription factor activity; RNA polymerase II cis-regulatory region sequence-specific DNA binding
Source: RefSeq, a predicted model, not a curated record